GCUCUGGCAGGUUACACGAGUUUAUUUUCAGCGUUUUUCUUGGAGACGGUAUCGAUGGCGUGAAGCAGCCGCCGGAGCUCUGUUUCUGUUUAUCCGUGUAUUUCAUGCGGUGAGUGGAGACGUCUCCGGAGCGCCGGAUUUUGGGAAUUCAGCGGCGACAUGUGAAAUGUCGCAGCGUGGUUUGUCGGUAUUUCCAGGCGGCGACGGACAGACCCAGCCAGGCUAGCUGAGCUAGCUGUAGCUAACAGCGUUAGCCCCGCCGCUGGCUCCGUGUGGCGUGGUGUCGACGCAGCAGCGUUAUUCCGGCUGCGUUUGUUCCAGUGUCCGCUCGUAUCCCAUCCACAGACUGCCGGAGUGUCGCUCCACGCCGCCGCUUCAAUGCAGGGACGACUCUGCGAGUCAACUUAGCUCAUGUUAGCCGAUUCUGAGCGGAGGAGAGAGGCUUCGGAUAUCCACCCUUUUGAGCCCGUUCGCCGGCAGGCAGCCCCGCUCAGGUCGCUGCUGACAUGCGGCGCUGAUGCUCGCUCUGUGCUAGCUCCCAGCCCACGUCGCAGCACAUAUUGUGGAGGGCUGACAUGGCAGCCAGCGGCUACUCCGACCUGAGGGAGAAGCUCAAGUCCAUGACUCCGCACAGGGACGACUACAAAAACAAGUACGCGGACGGGACGAGUAACGGCAGCGGGAAGACCCGAAAGCGGAAACACCGGGAUUCCGAUGACGACGAGUACGGACACAGCGACGACAGCGCGGAGCUCCGGGAGCAGGAGGCCCACCGGGUGCGGAGCAGCAUCCAACAGAAGAGCAUCUUCACGGCGGAGGAGUGCGCCCUCAUCGAGGAGAAGAUCGACGAGGUGGUCGCCAAAGGGGAGGCUGGACUUUACCGCGAGCACACCGUGGACAGGGCGCCCCUCCGCAACAAGUACUUCUUCGGGGAAGGUUACACGUACGGAGCCCAGCUGGAGAAGCGUGGUCCGGGUCAGGAGCGGCUGUACCGCAAAGGAGAGGUGGAUGAGAUCCCGGGCUGGGUGCACGACCUGGUGAUCAAGCGGCUGGUGUCCAACGGCGUGAUCCCGGAGGGCUUUGUCAACAGUGCGGUGAUCAACGACUACCAGCCGGGCGGGUGCAUCGUGUCACACGUGGAUCCCCUGCACAUCUUUGCGCGGCCCAUCGUGUCGGUGUCCUUCUUCAGUGACAGCGCGCUGUGCUUCGGCUGCCGCUUCCAGUUCAAACCCAUCCGCGUGUCGGAGCCGGUGUUUGUCCUGCCUGUGAGGAGAGGCAGUGUCACGGUGCUCAGUGGAUAUGCUGCUGAUGACAUUACCCACUGCAUCCGGCCUCAAGACAUCAAGGAGCGGCGUGCAGUCAUCAUUCUCAGAAAGACCAGACCUGAUGCUCCCAGACUGGAUGCAGACAGCCCUUUAAGCUCUUCUCUUUCUGAGAGGCCAACAGCCAUGAAAACCAAACGCUCUCAUCGCAAAGCAGACCCUGAUGCAGCUCACAGGCCGAGGGUUCUGGAGAUGGACAAAGAAGAGAACAGACACCCUUCUCUCUCUCGUCCAAGUCAUCGCAGCAUCAGCUCAGAGAACUACUGGAGGCGCAAGCAAGACUACGACAAACACCGGGAGAGUUCGGGCCGCAAAGUGAAAAUGAGACGCCACUGAGCACUCCUGCCACACUCAUGUACACAUCUGAUUAUCCGUUCUUUUAUAUAUUUCAAUAUUGUCCCAUCGUUUGAUCGGUGUUUGUAUCCUGGUCCAGUUGUAGUCUGGACGGAGGAGCACAGUCAUCCCGUUGUCUAAACUUUCAUUUGAGUCUGGUUCAGUUUGAGUGUAUUUUUGUUUCUGGCAGACAAAGCUCUCUUCAUUACAGACUCUGGAGUUUCUCUCUGCAGUUAGGCUCUCUUCAUUUACCUUAAAUUUAUCAUUCUUUGUUCAUAGAUAACCUCACAAUAGCAUGUAUUUUUUGUAACCAAGGUGUACAGACCUGAAGAGCUUAAAGGAUCAUGAGGACUUGUACAAAGGCAAACCUGAGCUGUAAUCUAACUUGUUAUAAUGUAUAAUACGUUUGUAUAGUCUUUUGAUUGAGGGACUUUUAUGGAGAAUGAAUCUAUUUCUGUUUUCCACACCUACACCUCUGAUCUACACCUUUUACUGUGCCACGUCACACUUUCGCUCUUGUUCGCCUCGGCCUCUGUAUUGCGGUUUUUAAGUGUCAGCAGAUGUGCAGUCAUGUUCGGGGUGUUAGAUUUGACUGGAUCAUCUGGAUGGAGGUCACAGUGCCGUGCAGUAAUUAAGGUGAUGCUUUAUGGGGCCGCCGGAGAACUCAGGUCUUGUUUUACGCUCCUGUUUGUUGUUCUGCCCUCUACUGUGACAGAGGCCAUGUUACUGCUGAUGCUCAUUAACACUAACUUUUUUUUUUUUUUUUUCAUUCAGUCGAGUGAAACUGGGGUCAGUCAGAACUUAAUUUGACCGAAACCACCGUUUAUUUUGUCGUGCGUUGAUUGGGUCAGAAAGGGAGCUCAGUUUCCAGACGUCCUUGCAGUAAACACAUAAAUGUUACUUUAUUCCCAUCUGCCGUAUUUGGCGGGGGUAGUUAUUAGCUGACUGCUAAGUUUGUCUGGAGUUACACAGGAACAAAAAUAACCCCAGUUCAGAGGAGCAAUUGCUUGCUAAAAACAGAUGAGUGUCCGCGUUCAUGGCUCUCUGAAGCUCUGACACUUUGCAAACGUGUCAGUAAAACUGAUCUGCAUGAGGCAAAGAGGGGACAGUUGGGGCACAUGAGGUAGUUUUAUGACUUUUUAGUAGUCACAUUGUUUUGAUUGAAAAAGGUGCAGGCUCAAUAAAGAAUAAAGCUGAAA
Salarias fasciatus (jewelled blenny) is the source of this 2854-nucleotide messenger RNA. It is a transcript of the gene alkbh5, whose product is annotated as alkB homolog 5, RNA demethylase. Bases 576 to 1658 code for a protein of 360 amino acids. Gene Ontology annotation, molecular function: oxidative RNA demethylase activity. NCBI's taxonomy places the organism in Eukaryota, Metazoa, Chordata, Actinopteri, Blenniiformes, Blenniidae. Gene Ontology annotation, cellular component: nucleus. The record is from RefSeq and is a predicted model, not a curated record. Gene Ontology annotation, biological process: mRNA processing; mRNA export from nucleus. The transcript is spliced from 4 exons.